AUGGUGGCACGCAAGGCGGACACGGACAAGGAGGACACGGACAAGGAGGACACGGACAAGGAGGAGACGGACAAGGAGGAUACGGACAAGGAGGAUACGGACAAGGGGGACACGGACAAGGGGGACACGGGCAAGGAGGAUACGGACAAGGGGGACACGGACAAGGGGGAUACGGACAUGGAGGCCACGGACAUGGAGGACACGGACAAGGAGGCUACGGACAAGGGGGACACGGACAAGGAGGAGACGGACAAGGAGGAUACGGACAAGGAGGCUACGGACAAGGGGGACACGGACAAGGAGGAUACGGACAAGGAGGCUACGGGCCAAACUACCCAGGAACACGGGAUAAAUAACCCUAAGAAUAAUAACAAUAAAAAAGCGAGUGACGAUAACUCCAAUGAAGGCGACGACACGUACGAUAGGAUGAGAAACAAAAGAAAUGUGCUAAGGAAGCCAGGGGAAAUACAUACAGGCACCAAUUCCCCUCACGAUUUAGAUGACCAUUCUAGCGAUACUGAGUAUGAGUUAAAUGAAGGUGAAGUUAAAAGAUUAAGACCUAAGAAUAAAAAAGGUGCAUCAUCGGACGAAAUUGUCGAACAUCCGUACGUAAAAGGAACAGAUGGAAGUGAAUUCCCCAAGAUGACCGGAAGCGAAAUGGGAAAAUACGGAACACACAACAAAGGAUCCGGCGAUAAUAAUAAUACGUAUGAAAACGGAUUUUCUCCUAUCACCGUGAAGUAUGACAACACGCAUGCUAAAAACAGAGCAAAGGAAAUUGAGGAAAACCUGAAUAAAGGGGAAUAUUCUAGAAUAAAGAUGGCCAAGGGAAAAAAAGGGAAUAAAUCGGGGGGAUAUGAAUCUGACGCGGAUGAAUCAGAUGUAGAUGAUUCCAACGUCUUUUACGUAGACAACGGACAAGAUAAGCUAAUUAAGGAGAAGAUGUCCAGAUCGGGUGGAUCCGACGAAACAUCAGAGGAAGGACUGAACGUAAAAUACAAAACACAAAAAGGGCCUGUAAAUUACCACUUUUCAAACUACAUGAAUUUAGAUAAAAGAAAUACGCUGAGCUCCAAUGAAAUAGAAUUACAAAAAAUGAUAGGACCUAAAUUCUCAGAAGAGGUAGAUAAUUAUUGCCGUCUUAAUGAACCUUUACAAAAAACAGGGGACUACCUAAACCUUUCUUUUGAAUAUUCCAGAGCUUUGGAAGAACUAAGAAGCGAAGUGAUUUCCGAAUUGCAAAGAAGAAAAUCAAUGGGAUCUAACAAUUACAAUAAUAUUUUAAGCGCCAUUUAUAACUCUAUGAAUAGAAAAAAUGCCAACUUUGGGCGAGAUGCAUACGAAGAUAAAAACUUCAUCUCAGGGGCUAACUCGUUUCGAAAUGAAGAGAUGCAUCCGUUAAGUGCCAAGUAUAACAAAAUUUUAAGACAAUACCUUUGUCAUGUAUUUGUGAACAACCCUGGAGUAAAUCAGUUAGAGAGACUAUACUUCCAUAAUUUAGCCUUAGGGGAACUGAUCGAACCGAUUAGGAAAAAAUACAACAAAUUGGCAUCCUCCUCUGUGGGUCUAAACUACGAAAUUUAUAUAGCAUCUUCUUCUAACAUAUAUCUAAUGGGUCAUCUCCUGAUGCUGUCCUUAGCUUACCUUUCGUACAAUCACUACUUUGUUCAAGGGUUGAAACCUUUUUAUUCGUUAGAAACCAUGCUGAUGGCCAACUCCGAUUACACCUUCUUCAUGUACAACGAAGUUUGCAAUGUGUAUUACCAACCCAAGAAAAUCUUCAAUAAAGACAUAACAUUCAUUCCGAUCGAAUCUAGACCCGGUAGACAUAGUACCUAUGUAGGGGAAAGGAAAGUAACUUGCGAUUUGUUAGAAUUGAUUCUAAAUGCAUAUACUUUGAUAAAUAUACACGAAAUACAGAAGGUCUUUAACAAUAGUGAAGCGUAUGGUUAUGAAAACUCCAUCUCGUUUUCGCACAAUGCAGUGAGGAUAUUCUCACAGGUAUGUCCAAGGGAUGAUGCCAAGAAUACCCUCAGCUGCGAUUUUGAAAAGUCUACUCUGUAUAAGCCUAAAGUCCUAAAAAUGGAUGAAGGGGAUAAGGAAAAUCAGAGAAGCUUAAAAAGAGCCUUUGAUAUGUUACGAACCUUUGCUGAAAUAGAAAAUUCGUCCCACCAGGGAGAACCCAAUCCUAAUUAUAUAAGCCUCAUUUUUGAGCAAAACUUAUACACGGAUUUUUAUAAGUACCUGUUCUGGUACGAUAACAGAGAAUUGAUAAACGUACAAGUUAGAAAUGUUGGGGGAGGAAAAAAAAGAAGGAAAAUCAAAUUUGUCUACGACGAGUUUGUCAAGAGAGGAAAGCAAUUAAAAGAUAAACUGAUCAAAAUGGAUGCCAAGUACAAUGCCAGGAGUAAAGCACUAUUAGUUUUCUACGCCCUUGUGGAUAAAUAUGCUAACAUUUUUAGGAAAAGCGAAAAUAUUAGAAAGUUCUUCCUAAAUGAUGUGUCAUCCAUACGUCAUCAUUUGUACUUAAAUAGUGUCCUCUCCAAAUCUCCCAAGUCUAAUUUAGACUCCAUGAAGAAGACACUAGAAGAAUUGCAGUCGUUAACAAACAGCCCACUAAAAUUUAUCGUGCGAGGAAAUAAUUUAAAGUUCUUAAACCACAUAGCUAAAUUUGAAAACUUAUUCUAUGUGAACUUGUUCAUAAUGUCAUCCCUUUCGAGAAAAGACCCAGUUAAGAGUUACUACCAUGAGAAAAAGAAAAUGCUAACUGCAACCAGGGCUGAGAAGUUUGCAACUUCUACAUCGGCGUUAAUACCACAUAAACUUCGAAAGCUUGUGGUGACUAUGAAAAAGGGACUCCUAAAAAAGAGAUUGCUAACCUCGCUUGCCAAGAUGAAACUGUUGCAACACAUUCCUGCACAUUUGCUAGAAAACAUAUUGACGACCAUCCGGUUUACUACGCAUACAAUCGCUUCUAGAGAAAUUAUUCAAAACGCGAAAUAUAUGCCAAAAAAUAUGACUUUUUAUCAAAGCCGAAAUGUGGAUCUAGCCAAACAGGUGUUUACAGACGGAGGAUUCGCAAAGUAUGCCGACAAUUUGAUGUCCACGUGGUUCACCAAAGGGUUUGAAGAGUACAAAAGAGAAAAAAUUGAAAAACAAAAAAUGGAAUAUUCAAUUGAGAAGGAACUGAAGGAGUCCAGCAAUAAUGAUAGCAGUGAAAGCGAAGAAGUCGCAGAGCAGGAGAAAUUACAGCAAGAGCAAAAUGAAUUAAAUGAAGAAAAAGAAAGACAAAGGCAAGAAAACAAAUUAAUUUUUAAUCAAAAUGACAAAUGGGAUCACUACAUAAAUAAAGAAUUCGCAAGGGCUUUAGGAGUAUGGCUAGAACUUUCGGACAAUUCAUAUAACAAGGACACCUUCAUCUACAAAGUUGUUGAAGAUAGUAAGUACCUACUAGAAAGUAACAUCGAAGAGAAUAUCAUGUUUUCCAGAACGGUCAAGCCAACGAAACAAACAGCGUUUCGAAAAUUUUUCAAAAAAAUUGUUUCCCUUGGAAAUAUGCUCCUGAGAAAACCAAGUUUUAAAGUAGAACAUGCCAUUUGGUUUGGAGCAACCAUCAACAUGAAAAAGGCAAUGAUGUUACUAGAAAAAGUGGCAGAGUUGCAUAAGCUUCUACGUAAUGAGGAUGAAUCCUGGCUGAUUAAUGAAGCCUUCAUCGAAAUUGUAGACCAUGUAGUGCAAAUCAGCUCAGAAAAACGUCUACGUGAACCUUUUAGUGUUGCUAGAAACCCAGGAAUGGCGGCUAUCAACCCGGCAUAUGCCCAGUUAAAUACUGAAGACAGAAUGAAAGAAUUACAAAAUUCGAUGUGCGCUGAUCAUUGUUCUGCUUUGUGGAAAACGAUUUCAACUUUUGCUUUGCAACAUUUGAAGAACCCAGAAAGUUUACAUUCUUAUGAAUCCAAAUUUUCUAAAAAUUCAUUUGGCAACAAAAUUGACGACCAAAAUUUUGUAAACGAUUUUAAAAUGAUCCUUGGAGGGGAUGCUGUCCUGCACUACUUCGACGUGUUACUACCGAAAUCUAUGAAGAAAGAAUUGAAGGCCAUGAAAAAUGGAGUCUCCCUAUCCUCUGCCUUCUCUCUCAAAUUAACCAAAAUCAUUUUUAGCGAAAUGCAAUUGCCUUACUUAAGUCAAAUGUUCUACACGCAAGCUCCAUAUUUUGGUCACUUCAUAGGCAAAUGGCAAAAAGAAAGAGAAAAAAGUAGGAUGAAAGAAAUACUAGGGUUCAUGACUCUGGGCACUUUAUCUGCAUAUACUUUAUUAAGCGCAAUGGAUAUAACUCAACACGCUACUGACAUCGGAAUGGGACCUGUCACCAGUUGUUACACUUCUACUAUCCCUCCACCUAAACAAGUAUGUAUCCAACAAGCUGUUAAAGCAACUUUAACUAACUCGACACAAGCUUGCAUGAAGAGUGUUUUCUCCGUUGGUUUAUUUGCAUCCAUUGGACCGUAUCUAUUCGCACCCAUGGCCGGUCUAGCCUUAUGGAAUGUUUUAAAAUCAGAGUUUAAAGUUCUGCAAAGAGUUGACAUGGCGCUCAAGAGUGUCUUUAAAAACAUGUGGAAGAAAUUUCUGUCAUUAAAGGGAAUUCGCAAACUGAAAUAUAUUUUCAAAAGAAGGAAGACCAUGAAAAAGAAAAUUAUCGAAAAGGCAGAACACAAAAUGUUGGAAAUGAAAAAAAAUCCCCAAAUGGCUAAGGAUCAUAAACUGGCCGUCCAAAAAAUGCAUAAACAUGCGUCGGGAAGUUACCACUACAUAUCAUACGCCCGCAUACAGGUGUAG
Molecule: messenger RNA, 4836 nt
Organism: Plasmodium cynomolgi strain B
Lineage: Eukaryota; Apicomplexa; Aconoidasida; Haemosporida; Plasmodiidae
Exons: 2
Coding region: 1-4836 (1611 amino acids)
Source: RefSeq, a predicted model, not a curated record